AUGGACCAAGAAACCCUCGCAGCGCGCGCUGCUAAAUCCCGGAAGCGACCACAAUCCCGAGCUUCCACUGCCUCCGUUCACAGUGUCACGACUCAACACAACAUGGACGGCUCUGGCUUCACCGAUGCCGCCGCCAUGUAUGGUGGCCAGUGGAUGCAUAACGAGCACCCCCACCCCAAAGACAUGUCUGCUCCGCAAAUGUCCCCCGAGGACAUGAUUCUUCAAGCUGCAACGCACAUGCAGUCGGCCAACCAUGACUUUUCCAUGGACGGUUCCAUGGCUGCGCAUAUGCACCACAUGGCUUAUCAGCACCAACAUACUCACGGGAUACCCAGAAAUCCCCUCCCUGCCGACCACUUUGGGCCCAAUGCCAGCUUUACCGAAGGCGACAGCCAGAUGCUCGAUCGUGACGAUGGUGAUGAUGCCGACCCCAUGGCUCUCGCGGCUGGCGUGCCCAAGCCCGCUCGAUCGAGCGCAAACAACGAGCUUGAGAUGCGGCAGCUCUUUAGUGCCAACAGACAUCGGGGUCUACAAGAUGUUGCCUCGGAACUUCAUGGCAACGAGCGCGGCCCCAACUCGGAGAGGACUCGCCAGGUGUUUGCCAUGCUUUGGAUUAAUUCUGUCUGUACCAAGGGCAAAGGCUCCGUACCCCGCGGCCGAGUCUACGCAAACUAUGCUUCCCGUUGCGCAACCGAGAGAAUCACGGUUCUGAACCCCGCCAGCUUCGGAAAACUCGUCCGCGUCUUAUUCCCGGGGCUCAAGACUCGUCGUCUAGGUGUUCGCGGAGAGUCCAAAUAUCACUACGUAAAUUUCGCUCUUGCUGAGGACCAGCUCGACCUGAUCGAAGUUCCCCAACCCCCUCGAGCCCUUCCCGAAGCCAAGAGCUUCCCCCAGAUUCAAAACACGGUGUCACAGCCAUCGACCAUUUCGAAACGUGGGGAAAUGCUUUCGCAACCUUCAGAGGAGCUCCAAAAGAAGCAGACGAUCACCCAGGUUGCCGAUAGAUCGCACAGCUUAUACAACCACCCGGACCUCGCCAGCAUUGACAACAUUCAAUCCACUUCAACCAAGACCCGUUUGGAGCUUGAAUUCCCUCCCAUGAACCAAGAUGACUUUGAGCAGUCUGAAGCCCUCGGCCUUCCUGUCAUCGAGGCAUUCCUUCCUCAGGGAACCGACCCCGACGCCGCCAAAUCGCUCUCCGCACUGUACAGAUCUCACUGCACCUCUCUUGUCGAAUGUAUUCGAUACUGCAGGGAAAAGACCUUCUUUCACCUUUAUACAUCGUUCCAGGGCACACUUACUAUGCCCGUACAGAAGCUGUUUAGCCAUGAGGCGAUUGCCCCUUGGAUUGAGGGUUGCGACUAUGUUCUAUAUCAACGCAUGAUGCGCAUUAUCUCUGGUUUGACCUUGCAGGUGGUGCCUAAGCCAGUCCUUGAUACUUUGAGAAAUAUCUCGGAACGUAUUGUGCCACACAUUCGUGAAUCUUUCCAGGGUCAACCACAGCACGUUAUUUCCGCCAAGGAGGCGCCUGCUGCUCUCUUUGCUGGUCUGAUUGACCGCGCUCUACGAGUCAACUUGACAGCCCACGCUGCCGCCAACAUGCUUUCCAACCCUGCCAACCGCGACCAGAUGUAUGUUGAUUGGAUCACCAUGAUACGCGCUCGCAAGGUGGCGGAGUGUGUGCCCACACGCGGCAUGGACGAUGUUGUCGACUUGCUUGUUCACGAAAUGCGUGAUCUCUUGGAUCCUGUGAACGUCCCUUGGGAGGUUGAGGUGCUCACUAUCUAUGGUGACGCGGCUAGCCGCAACCCUCGUCAAGAGAACGAGGGUGGAGCAGCUUCCACAGGUCAGAACGUGUUGGAUAGAUGGGUCAACUUCCUGAGAGUACUACCAUCCAAGUUUCCCUACGCAUCUCAUGCCGAUAUUGUGUGGUGUGUAGAGCGUGUCGGCACCGCCGUGAUGCGCGACUUCACACUAUCACAAGGCAAGAGCUUCGGGUCAUGGUGGGUAACAAAGACGUGGGUUGAUGAAAUGGUGUGUUUCAUUGCGGAGCAGGGAGGCUUCAUGAAGCAGAAGGCUUCCCCUAGCGCUCAUGCUAUCCCAAACGCCGGGGCAGCUGGCACGGAGGCCAGCUGCCAGAACUCUCGAUACAGUCACGCCAGUGAAGAACUAAACCUGUCGCAAUCGCAGCCCGGCCGUGCGCCGUUCCCUCCGCCUGCGAAUAAUGGCGCAAAUGGCAAGACCAUUAGCGCAUUGUCUCAACCGCCAGCAGACAACGACGCGCACGACGACAGCGGAAUCGGCAUCCGAACACCAGAGGAGGACUUUCCUAUGCACAAAUUCACAUUUGCCGAAUCUGAAGCACCGACAUUGAUGGGGGCCGGCGAGCUUACAGCCUAG
Molecule: messenger RNA, 2400 nt
Organism: Cordyceps militaris CM01
Lineage: Eukaryota; Fungi; Ascomycota; Sordariomycetes; Hypocreales; Cordycipitaceae
Product: cephalosporin C regulator 1
Exons: 3
Coding region: 1-2400 (799 amino acids)
Biological process (GO): regulation of transcription by RNA polymerase II
Molecular function (GO): DNA-binding transcription factor activity, RNA polymerase II-specific; RNA polymerase II cis-regulatory region sequence-specific DNA binding
Source: RefSeq, a predicted model, not a curated record